CAACAGCCAUCUUUUUGCCUGGCUGGCUGGCAUCGCAUUUGACGAGACAACUUGCUUGCGUGCUUCACCUGUUGUGCGCGCUCCUUCCCACCUCGCCACCACCCUGCCAACCGUCGACACGAUGAUGAGCAUCGACUACCAGCUCACCGGCAUCUUGCUGGCAAUGCUGCUGACUGUUCGCUACUUUGUCGAGCGGAACAAGGAUCGAUACCCAGCAGCCAUCAACUUCUUCAAAGUGUUCUGGUUCCUCGGCUGCUCCAUCAACGAGUACCUGAUCCUGUUCAAGCAGCCUUUCAAGCCACCGUUCUUUGGCGGCGAGUACUCCGUGGACGGAUACCAACACGACGAUGUCGUCAACUCCAUCUAUGCGAGUGGCCUCGCAUUUCACCUGCACAACACCAUCACAUCCUUCUUCGUGCCCGAGACGCGGGCCAUGUACAUUCAUCACGUGGUCACCCUGUCCCUGAUCCUGGGGUCGGCCUACCACGGCGCCACCUGCAUGGGCAGCUUUGUCCUCUUUGUGCACAACGUUCCAGAUGUCUUCAUCGCGUUGGCAAAAGCGUCGACCAAGUUUGACAGCAAGAUCUUCACGUACGCGUCUGGCAUCCUCGCCCUCGUCUCCUGGCCCAUCUUCCGCCUCUACUUUCUCGGACACAUUGCCAUCUUCACCUACUACAACUUCCACACCACGCCCGCUGCUCUGCGCGUGUAUGUUGGCCUGCUGUGCGCGCUGCUGGCUCUUCAUCUCUACUGGUAUGCCCUUCUCGUCAAGAUCUUCCUCAGCUUCAAGGCGUCCGGCGAGGCGCUGGACACGAGCGAGCACGUAUCGCAGCAGCACCUGCAAAGCACAAUGAAGGACAAGACGAGCAAGAAGAAGAAGAAGAAGACGACAUAAUCCCGCGCCCCUCCGUUCUUCAGCAGCAUUCGACAGCAGCAACGCGCUCCGACAACAACAGACGUACACGGGCACACAUGCAACCUCAAAGUGCAUGCACUCACGCACACGCGUGUGUCUCAACAUCACAUGCAUAUACACACACUCGCAUGCGUACAUAUGCGUACACAUGCGUGCCCCCAUCUCUCCCAUCCGAGUGCAAUGACCAAGCGUUUUUGUGUCCGUGCACCGUCUCAAACACAGCAUGCUUCGCGCUCCCAUCACAUCAUCCCACACUGUGCCGUGUUCUAUUUAACGUCUGUGACGUAUGUACCGUUUGCAUGAAUGAAUGAACCCCUGUGCGUGCGUGUGUGUAUGUAUGUAUGCGUGUGCGUGCGUGUGUGUAUGUGUGUGUGUGUGUGCAUGCGCGUGCGACUUCUUGUAUGCGACUUUUUUGUUUUGUGUGUGUGCUUGUGUACGUCUUCACUUUGGUGUGUAUGCGACUCCUCGUGUGUUUUGUGUGGUGUGCUUGUACAUCCUUGUUGCCUGUGUGCUGCGCGCGAUACGUUAGCACAUUGCAUCUGUUGUUCGCCCUUGUCUCUGUGCCUCGCUCUCUGUCUCUUUACUUGCUUGUUCGGUGUACAUGAAAAGGAUAACAAAGCAAAGCACCAUCGCAAGCAGCGAGCAUCAUCACCAGGAGAAUAGAAGGAAGAAGG
This is a messenger RNA of Salpingoeca rosetta, 1590 nucleotides long. RefSeq lists its product as uncharacterized. NCBI's taxonomy places the organism in Eukaryota, Choanoflagellata, Craspedida, Salpingoecidae. The record is from RefSeq and is a predicted model, not a curated record. The coding region runs from base 122 to 895 and encodes 257 amino acids. Gene Ontology annotation, biological process: ceramide biosynthetic process. The transcript has 6 exons. Gene Ontology annotation, cellular component: membrane; endoplasmic reticulum. Gene Ontology annotation, molecular function: sphingosine N-acyltransferase activity.